GCCAGACUCACCAUCGUAAAUUUCACAUUUUUUGUGUAGCCUUUAUUUCCUUCAUUUUCAGGGGGGUUUGCUGUCAAGACCGACCUUUCAACCAUUCAAAGUUCUCUUUUUUGUUCUCAUGUAAAAAAACCUUUCAUUUGUGUUUUGAACUUUCUCUCAAAUCAAGAUUCAAGAAUCCUUUUUGCAUCGCAGCCAUGUCUAGUUUGUUCCCCCAGAAUUCAAGUUUCUCACCUGCAAGAACUGCUUCUCCACAUAUAAGGACCAACCCAGAUGUUGAUAGUCAGUACUUGGCAGAGCUCUUAGCAGAGCACCAGAAGCUUGAACCUUUCGUGCAUGUCGUUCCCAUAUGCAGCCGACUGUUGAAUCAAGAGAUAUUAAGGGUUUCUGGCAUGAUGUCCAACCAUGGAUUUAAUGACUAUGAGAGACUGCAACGUGGAAGCCCUAAUCUAAUGGCUUCUCAAGACAUAAAGCCAAAUCUUGGAGGAACAGGUAUAGGUGGAUGGAGUGGCCAUCCACAUGAGCAUAGGUUUAGUGCACCGCAAGGGAUAAUGGACUGGCACGCAGCCCCAGGAAGUCCAAGUUCCUACAUUGUGAAGAGGAUAUUGCGCUUGGAGAUACCGGUGGACAGCUAUCCAAAUUUCAAUUUUGUUGGGCGGCUUCUAGGUCCUCGGGGCAAUUCCUUAAAACGUGUGGAAGCUUCAACAGGUUGCAGAGUAUUCAUUAGAGGAAAAGGUUCAAUAAAAGACCCUGACAAGGAGGAGAUUCUACGGGGAAGACCAGGCUAUGAGCACCUGAAUGAUCCACUGCACAUUUUAGUAGAGGCAGAAUUACCUGCCAAUAUUGUUGAUGUACGAUUGAGACAGGCACGAGAAAUUAUAGAAGAACUGCUCAAACCUGUGGACGAGUCACAGGAUAUCUAUAAAAGGCAACAGCUAAGAGAACUUGCGAUGCUGAAUUCCAAUUUCAGAGAGGAGAGCCCUCGGCCAAGCGGAAGCAUCUCUCCUUUUGGUUCCAGUGGGAUGAAGCGUGCCAAAACUGGUUGGUAGCUAUGGACCUUUUUAAAUUCUCCAGGAUGGUCUGUCUGGGUGCCCCGUUGCUGCAACUUCACACCGUACUAUACCUCUCAAUAAAUCUUUAUUCUCUAUAGCUUGAAGGAGUGAGCUAACAAAUGUGGCCGGGAAUUUUAAUGCAAGCAAGAGCCUCAUUCGACAACAUAAGCACAGGGAAGAAAGAAAAAAAAAAUUAAAAAACAUUUGUUAUAUAGCUUUGAUGGCUGUAGUUGGCUGCUGUUGCAAAAGUAGAAUAAUUAUUGCAUUUAUUUGUUAAUAACAUUGGGGAUAUAUUUAUUUUAUUCGGGUUGUGUUGGAAAAUUGUUGAUAGUGUGCAAUAUCUGGACCUUGGAGGAUUGGGUUCAGGGAGGUGUGUACUACAUUUAAUUUGUCAUUUUAUAUAUCGAAAUUGAAUUUGAGGUUGGAA
Molecule: messenger RNA, 1476 nt
Organism: Camellia sinensis
Lineage: Eukaryota; Viridiplantae; Streptophyta; Magnoliopsida; Ericales; Theaceae
Product: KH domain-containing protein At2g38610
Biological process (GO): regulation of mRNA splicing, via spliceosome
Cellular component (GO): nucleus
Molecular function (GO): mRNA binding
Source: RefSeq, a predicted model, not a curated record